AUGCUUCCCCAGCGACAGCUCCUCCGCGCGACGCCGCGCCUAGCUUCCCAGCUACGUGCCGCCAAUACCGCACCCGUAUUCCGCUCCGCUCUGCAGCGCCGCUUUGCUUCGACCGAGAACGCCUUCAUCAAGGAGCGACAGGCUGUCAAGGAGCACGCUGCUGCUACCACUGAGCUCUGGCGCAAGAUCUCCAUCUACGCCGUCAUCCCCGCCCUAAUCCUCGCCGGCGUCAACGCCUACAACCUAUACCAGGAGCAUUGGGAGCACUGGUCGCACCUGCCCCCCCUAGAGGAGCGCGUCGAGUACCCCUACCAGAACAUCCGCACCAAGAACUUCCCCUGGGGCGACGGCGACAAGACCCUGUUCUGGAACGACAAGGUCAAUUACCACAACAAGGACAAGACCACCUAA
This is a messenger RNA of Daldinia childiae, 411 nucleotides long. RefSeq names its product Cytochrome c oxidase subunit 6A, mitochondrial. Gene Ontology annotation, cellular component: mitochondrial inner membrane. Bases 1 to 411 code for a protein of 136 amino acids. Gene Ontology annotation, biological process: mitochondrial electron transport, cytochrome c to oxygen. Gene Ontology annotation, molecular function: enzyme regulator activity. The transcript is spliced from 4 exons. NCBI's taxonomy places the organism in Eukaryota, Fungi, Ascomycota, Sordariomycetes, Xylariales, Hypoxylaceae. The record is from RefSeq and is a predicted model, not a curated record.